Messenger RNA from Pygocentrus nattereri (red-bellied piranha), 2471 nucleotides. RefSeq names its product ELAV like RNA binding protein 1a (gene elavl1a). The transcript has 7 exons. The coding region runs from base 413 to 1435 and encodes 340 amino acids. Gene Ontology annotation, molecular function: RNA binding. Lineage: Eukaryota; Metazoa; Chordata; Actinopteri; Characiformes; Serrasalmidae. The record is from RefSeq and is a predicted model, not a curated record. Gene Ontology annotation, cellular component: ribonucleoprotein complex.
CGUGGGCUUUAAUAACGUGGCUCGUUAAAUGUGAGAUUCCUCAUCAGGAAAUCUAAAGAAUGUUCUAGAAGUCUGUUCUGUGGUGCGUCGUGUCCUGCCGCUGGUGUCUGUAGCGUGUUCUCAGUCGCGCGGCGGUAAAUUGAGGCGUCGUGUUCGUUUAGACGUGUGACUUGGUGGCGCUGUACAUGCAGGCAGUCUUAUUAGCGUGUAAUAACGCGUAUGAAGCGCGCGUGUGCAGGGCAGCCGCCCUGUCGGCGUAGGCCGGGGUCAGUCUGUUGGAGCUCGUGGGGGCAGUACGAACGCUCGCGCGGUCAAAGUGAGGUGUUAAAAAUACACGCUGAGACUGUCCCAGUCUGACCGGCUGACGGCUGUUAUGUUCUUUCCACAGAGUCGGGAUCUGUGACGGCUCUUCAUGGCAGUCAGAAGGGGACACAUUAGAUGCUUAAAAGAGGUCUAUGACAUGUCGAACGGUUAUGAAGAUCACAUGGUGGACGAGCCGAAAGACUCUAAAACCAACCUUAUAGUAAAUUACUUACCCCAGAACAUGAGCCAGGAUGAGCUGCACAGCCUCUUCAGCAGCAUCGGCGAGGUGGAGUCCGCGAAGCUCAUCCGCGACAAAGUAGCAGGCCACAGUUUAGGGUACGGAUUUGUUAACUAUCUUAACCCUAGUGAUGCAGAAAGAGCAAUCAGUACACUCAAUGGCCUGAGGCUACAGUCUAAAACUAUCAAGGUUUCCUACGCCAGGCCCAGUUCUGACUCCAUUAAGGAUGCUAACCUCUAUAUUAGUGGGCUGCCUAAGACCAUGACGCAGAAGGACGUGGAGGACAUGUUUACACGUUACGGCCGAAUCAUCAACUCGCGUGUGCUCGUCGAUAAGGCCACAGGACUGUCUCGAGGUGUGGCGUUCAUCCGCUUCGACAAGCGUGCAGAGGCUGAGGACGCCAUCAAAGACCUGAACGGACAGAAGCCCCCAGGAGCCACAGAGCCCAUCACGGUCAAGUUCGCAGCAAACCCCAACCAGGUGAAGGGCACCCAGAUCAUCUCCCAGAUCUACCACGCCCAGUCCCGCCGCUUCGGGGGGCCAGUCCACCACCAGGCCCAGAGGUUCAGGUUUUCCCCGAUGGGCGUGGACCACAUGAGCAGCGUGUCCGGCGUGAACGUGGCGAGCAGCUCCACGUCCGGCUGGUGCAUCUUCAUCUACAACCUGAGCCAGGACACAGACGAGGGCAUCCUGUGGCAGAUGUUCGGGCCCUUCGGCGCCGUCACCAACGUCAAGGUCAUCCGCGACUUCAACACCAACAAGUGCAAAGGCUUCGGCUUCGUCACCAUGACAAACUACGAGGAGGCGGCCAUGGCCAUCGCCAGCCUGAACGGCUACCGCCUCGGCGACAAAAUCCUGCAGGUCUCCUUCAAAACCAGCAAGACGCACAAGUAGAGGGCGCUAGAACGGCCAGAGCUCCGCGCCCGCACCGCGCCCGAGGGCGGUGGCGCAGGUCCGAGAGUUAAUACUGAUAUUUUUGUAGUUUAAUCCACUUUACGCUAAACGUUUCCACUUCACGCGCGGCGUCACUAAGCGUCCCGUUGGACAGAGAACCUUUUUCUUUUCUUUGAGUAAUUCGAGCUGUGCUGUAAAUGUUCUAGAUAUUUCGGGGAGCAUCUCAAAACACAUUUACACCAGUUCUGCAUUUGAUGCUGAAGCUAAUGUGUGAGAUGCUGGUCAGACUGGCAGGACUUUAGUUCAGCCCCCCGUACAGAAGCAUGUUACAGUUUCUCGCAGUAUUCGAUAUUUAAGUUGCCUUAUUUUUUUCCACCCUCUGCUCCUCAAACCCCGUCUGACCCCACUUGACCCCUGGAGCACUUUGUUUUUCGUUGUUUUUGGUUGUGCUUACGGUCGGACUGCGGUUUUCCGAAGCCGUCGGAAAAGCGGAGCGUCUGUAAGCAGAGUUCGAGCGUGUGACCGAGGGGAACGUGUUUAAUGCUCUGUGAUUAGUCUGAAAGGGACCGCCUGAUAAAGACUGAAAAGGACCAAAGAGAAGGUUUAACCCCACCUAAAGCGAGACGGGCGGGCCGCGGGGUUCAGCGCGGCCCCCCCAACAAAGCGAAACGCUUUCCUGAUUAGCCGGUACUGACAAAACGUCUGUGUUCAGAUUACUCACAUUUCAGCUUCAGCAGUCUCUUCUGUAAGCUUUGGUUUGUUUCUCCACAUUUUGAUUUUCUUUAGAAGAAACUUUAUUUACUUUGUUCUUUUUUCCCUUUUUGUUUUUCUUUUCCGUGCAGUUUAGGGUGGAUAGAUGAAAGUUGGUUGUUUUUAUUAAUCCAUAUACUUCUGAAGACUGCCUUGUGAUUUGUCUUUUUUUUUUCUUUCUUUCGUUCCUUUUUGUUCUUUGCUUUGAUGUUUCCUUUGUUUUGAUUGUUUUGAUUGUUUCACUUGGCAUUUCACAAUCAUUAAAUUUUCUUUUGUUUUGCUGAAA